Condylostylus longicornis is the source of this 2176-nucleotide messenger RNA. Its product is annotated as optomotor-blind protein-like. Gene Ontology annotation, cellular component: nucleus. Gene Ontology annotation, molecular function: DNA-binding transcription factor activity, RNA polymerase II-specific; RNA polymerase II cis-regulatory region sequence-specific DNA binding. Bases 579 to 2009 code for a protein of 476 amino acids. Gene Ontology annotation, biological process: positive regulation of DNA-templated transcription; regulation of transcription by RNA polymerase II; cell fate specification. The transcript is spliced from 3 exons. The record is from RefSeq and is a predicted model, not a curated record. NCBI's taxonomy places the organism in Eukaryota, Metazoa, Arthropoda, Insecta, Diptera, Dolichopodidae.
UAAAUGUAGAAGAAGUCAUUUAUAAAGUGAAAUAAAAUAAAGAAGCCAACAGUAUAACAAUAACAAAAUUAUAUGAAAUUAUACAUUAUUUAAUAGUUUAAUAUAAGAGUUACAAAAAAAUAUUUUAAAUAAAUAUUAAAGCAGUGCAAUUAAUAAUAAAUUAUAAAAUCUAUAAAAUAUAUACACACACACAUACAAAUAAAUAAAAUAUUAAAAUUAUAAAACAAAAAUUACAAAAUAAAUUUUAUAAAGAAGCAAAAGAAGAAAACAAAACAGUGUGUAAAAGUGCAAAAAUUUAAAAAAAUUUAUUUGAAAAUGCAAUAUAAUUAAAAUACAGAAUUUAAAGUGCAUAUAAAUUUCAUAAAUUAAAUGUAAAACAAUAAAAACAAACAUAAUUAUAACAUUAUUAAAUAAAAUAAUAUUUGCUUUGAGUGACAAAAAAAAAAACAAAAAUAAUCAUAAAAUAUUUUAUCACCUCUCUCAACUCUUAAUAAUAUUUAUAUUUCAAUUAAUUAUAUUAAAUAUUUUAAUAUAAAUAUAUUAUAUAACAAAAAAUUUUUUAAUAAAAUUGUGAUGUGAUGAGAUACGACGUCCAAGAAUUACUUCAAUCUGACGAUACCAUCAGUAGGUUUGCGAAUGGGAUGGCAUAUCAUCCAUUCCUGCAGCUACCAAGGCCCACUGACUUCAGCGUAUCAUCGCUGUUGACGGCGGGUACAACAUCACCCCCACAUCAGUCACAUCAUUCUCUUAGUUCUAAUAGUAAUAAUAAUAACAGUAAUAAUAAUAAUAGUGUUAAUACAAAUAAUAAUAAUAAUAAUAAUAAUUUAUCAACAACAACAUCAUCAAUAAGUGGAACAAUAACAGCAGCACAAGGUGCUACAACACCAAAUUCAUUACAAUUAAAUUUAUCUGGUGGUCAAAAUUCACCAGUUGGUUCAACAACAAUACAAAGUCAACAACAACAUUUAAUAACAUCUAGUUUAAAUAGUAAUAACAAUAAUAAUAGUAGCAAUAAUAAUAAUAAUACAAAUCAAACGAUAUCAACAUCAUCAUCUCCUAUUAGUUCUAAUAAUAAUAAUAAUAAUAAUAGUAAUAGUAAUAAUAAUAGCAAUAAUACAACACAAUUAUCUCAUCACCAUCAUCAUCAUCAUCAUCAACAUCAUUCUCAGUCACAUUCAAAUCAAUUAAGUCCAACAAUAUCUUCAUCAUCGUCAUCGUCACAUCAUCAAACGACAUCGGUACCUUCAACACAACAAUCAGCAGUUGUACAACCACCACAGCCAGUAGUACCACCACAACAUCCACAUCCACAUCAUCCACAUCCAAUAACAGCAGGUGGUCAUCCACCAGUACCACCACCACCAGCUUUUCCUCCACAACCGUAUUUUCCAGCUGCAGCAUUAGCAGCAUUAGCUGGUAGUCCAGCCGGACCACAUCCACAUUUAUAUCCAGGUGGUUUAUUACCUAAAUUACCACCACAUCAUCCACACGCUCAUCAUCCAUUAGGUACACCAUAUACAACAGCUGAAGACGUUUUAUUAUCAUCGGUUGCUGCACAUCAAUUACAUCCAGCUAUGAGACCAUUAAGGGCAUUACAACCAGAAGAUGAUGGUGUUGUUGAUGAUCCAAAAGUAACAUUGGAAAGUAAAGAAUUAUGGGAAAAAUUUCAUAAAUUAGGUACCGAAAUGGUUAUUACAAAAAGUGGAAGACAAAUGUUUCCUCAAAUGAAAUUUAGAGUAUCGGGAUUAGAUGCAAAAGCAAAAUAUAUAUUAUUAUUAGAUAUCGUAGCGGCUGAUGAUUAUAGGUAUAAAUUUCAUAAUAGUCGAUGGAUGGUUGCUGGUAAAGCUGAUCCAGAAAUGCCAAAACGUAUGUAUAUACAUCCGGAUUCACCAUCAACGGGAGAACAAUGGAUGCAAAAAGUUGUAUCAUUUCAUAAAUUAAAAUUAACAAAUAACAUUAGUGAUAAACACGGAUUUGUAAGUACUGUACGUUGUAUCUGUAACCACUAAAAGAAAAAACAAAUUAUUUUCUUUGUGCUAAUUACUAAAAUUAAAAAAAAUUAAAAAGCAAUCCUCAAAUUUAUUACAAUUUGGAGGGUUUUCUUUUGUCGUAAAAUUUUCAUUGAAUAUGAUCAAGAGCAAAAUCCAAAUAUUUCUUUAAGAAACCUCGUAAUUAU